Messenger RNA from Chlorella variabilis, 801 nucleotides. RefSeq lists its product as hypothetical. The record is from RefSeq and is a predicted model, not a curated record. The transcript has 6 exons. Bases 1 to 801 code for a protein of 266 amino acids. Lineage: Eukaryota; Viridiplantae; Chlorophyta; Trebouxiophyceae; Chlorellales; Chlorellaceae.
AUGCCGCUGCUGCUGCUGCCGCCAUGUUCCCUCCUCUGCACCACCAGCAACACGCAGGGCAUGGCGCUGGGCGACAUGUUCAAAAUCGAGGGGGGCCGCCUGCGGCCCGUGGUCACCGUGCUGCCCAUCCCCGUGCGGGCAAUCGUCAUGCCGCUGUCCGACAUACAGGCGGCGCUGCGGCUGGAGGAUGCGGUGCAGCGCCACCUGGACCCGCUCAUGCCGCCCAACGGUAUCUGGAAGCAGCACCACCGGCUGUACCACUCCACCAUCUUCCACGCAUCCACGCACAUGGACCCGGUGCGUGCGGCGCCGCGGGAUGUGGACAUGGAGGAGUACUUGAUAAAGGACGUGGGGCACAAGGCCUGCCCGCUGCACCUGACCCUAGAGCGCAUCGUGGCCACGCCCAGCGGCACCGUGCUGGCGUGCUGGCAGAUCAUGAACGGCACCGAUGUGUUGGACAUCCGCAACUGGCUGGAAGAGAUCCUGCCGCACCACAGCAAGCAGCAGGUGGUGCAGGACCGCACCAUCCUGCACACCACGCUCGCCCGGCUGGUGGCGCCGCCCAAGCUGGACGGCCUCGCGGCGGCGGCCACGGACGGCGGGCAGGGCGGCGGCGGCGCGGCGGCCGACGCGGCAAGGGUGCUGCAGGCGGCGGCGGACCGCAUGACCACAGACCUGUGCGGCCUGCGCACAGUCAUCGACAAGAUGUGGUUUGUGGAGGAGUACGAGAAGCUGGCCCUUGCGCUGCGGGGCACCUUCCGGCAGCGGGAGGUACCGAUGGAGUGCGAGCCGCUCUACUAG